This is a messenger RNA of Malaya genurostris, 2607 nucleotides long. RefSeq names its product E3 ubiquitin-protein ligase sina-like. Gene Ontology annotation, cellular component: cytoplasm. Bases 789 to 2099 code for a protein of 436 amino acids. Gene Ontology annotation, biological process: proteasome-mediated ubiquitin-dependent protein catabolic process; multicellular organism development. Gene Ontology annotation, molecular function: ubiquitin conjugating enzyme binding; ubiquitin protein ligase activity; zinc ion binding. Lineage: Eukaryota; Metazoa; Arthropoda; Insecta; Diptera; Culicidae. The transcript has 5 exons. The record is from RefSeq and is a predicted model, not a curated record.
UAAUAGAACAGAUACUGGAACAAUCGUGUCCUCAGCAGGCCGUUCUAGUUUUAUUUAUUCGACUAGUUCUUCUGUCAAAUUUAAAACUGGUCUACGAUGCCGUUCUAUUUUUUGUAUAUUUGAAACACGAGUAAAACACUGCUGGGGCUGCCAGUUUUUCUUGUUAUAAAAUCCAGAUUUCAAUUUUGUAACUGGUAUAAAUUAUGCAUCUAGAACUAAAACACUACUGAAUAUGCCCUAAGCACUUUUUUCUCUGAAGCGACUUUCGUGAUAAAGACCUACAUUUACUUCACUUGAUUUUCACCGUGUAGUGAUAAGAAUGUAACUUCUCUCUUCACGCGGAUUUGAUGGUAACGAAAAAUCUUUCAUGUACAAAUAUUGAUAUUUACCUAUUUCAAUAGCUCACAAUGCAAGAAUCAUAAAACGGAACCUGAUACCAGCACCCAUAUAACAAAGUUUUCAAUCAACUCAUUCCUUCUGCAGGAUAGUUUCAACCAAUCCAGUUUCCAUUCAUUCGUUUUCCAUCAACUAGCCCCUCAAAACAAUUUCCAAAGGAUCCUUCAGUGUGUGGGUGAGAUAUUGACAGACGAACAAAAUAAACAUCUGAAAAGGAAGCGGGAGUUCAUUCAUUUUUUUUCUUUGCUGUGUCACUAACGUGACAGGCUAAGAGAGUUCAUUCAUUAUCGUUUUGCGACUCAAGCAUGAGUAGUGCAGUAAAGGCGUGAUUUGAAACCGUUGAGUGCGCGCAACUUUUAGAAGUGUAUGGACAGUCGUGAUCAGGAAUUAGAAUGGAUCUGGACAAACUCAAGUGUAUUCUGUGCCGAAAGAUUCCGGACGAGGAGGUCUACGAAUGCAGCGCCAAGCAUUUGGGAUGCGAGUCCUGUGUAAACAAAUUGAAUGUCCGGAUUUGCAAGUGCUCUUCAGAUUUCGAAGAAAAAAAAUGUAAUCCCAUCAAACAACUGCUGGAAUCGAAAAAAAGAGAAUGUCCAUACAGCAAAGCGGGAUGUACGUGGACAUUCAGUGUAACCGAAAUGCGCCAUCAUCUGGAAGAGUGCAAAUUUCGCCCGUAUCGGUGCAUCGCUUCAAAACUUAAUAUUCUUGGAUGUAACUGGACUGGAGUCCAGCAUGAAAUUGAACAACAUCUCCUGCAGGAUCAUAGCGUGCUCGGUCAGCCGUUCAGCUAUUUUCAGGAAUCGGAAAUCCCGUUCUCAGAGGUUAAAUCAAUGGGCAGUAUUAAAUUGGUGGAUGGCUUCAGUAAACAAUUUAUGCUAUAUUUCUUUUCGAACGCCACCACAAAGAUAGUGUACUUCAUGAUUGUUUACUUUGGGCGCCGUGAGGAAGCGCAGCAGUACUACUACGAGUUUGAAAUUCGAUCCCGAAAUGAACAGAAUAUUCGGAAGAUCAAGUUCACGGAACAAUGUGUAUCAGAUUGCGAAGAUUUGAAGCGAUUUAUUGAAGAAGAAAAAUGUGUAGUGGCUUCGUUCAAAACGAUUAAGCAUUUUCUGCAUGAAGACUCGAUUCCGUUUCGUUUCAUAUUGAAAAAGUUAACAAAAGAUGUGGAACCAGCCCGCGUCGAGCGCCGUGUUUCGGAAAGUAAUUCUAAACCGGUGAAUUCUAAACCAAAUCAUUUUAAUCAGAAAGGAAAAAUGCACACUAAUUUAACUCGAAGCUCAUCGGUAGGAACUGUCGCUGGUGCCGGUGCGAGCGGUGGAAGCAAGAAUUCCUCCAAGCAACCUCCGAAACCACCAUUACGAAAAUCUGCGGUUCCCUCCAACGGAACGAAGAAUAAACCGGCUGAUGCGUAUCCCGAGCAGAGAGCCGAGUUUUCUGCUGUGAACCGAGGAAGGACAUGCGACCCGGAUUCGCCGUUUCUUCAUCGAGACCCACCGAUUCAAAGAAACGAUGCGCCUCCUGCGUACGGUGUUUUGAUCGGCACAAACUACCAUUAUUCGACGCUGGGUGAGUACUGUAGACUAAACAAAUUGACCCCUCCUGGAGAGUGCAAAACGAUGGCUUGUUUGAACCGGAUGUAUAUCCAACCGCACAAGUUGACCGACGAUUGGCGGUACUACCUGACCAAACCUGCCUUCAAGCAGUAACGCUAGCCAAGCAUUAUGAAGCUAUCAGCAGAUUAUUAUAUGGAUAGAGAAUUCGACUCUUUCCCUGUUACCAAAUUAUGGUUGUGUGUUAACCCGACACAUGUGGCGCACUGCUCACCCGAAUCAGAGAAAACAUCUUAACAUGAAAGAUACGAAGCAAGGAUUUAGUCGGACCAGGCCGAAGUGAAACCACAGUACUUAUUGCUAAAUGUGUUUGCGAGAAAUGGAAAAACUAAUGAUAAGGAGUAUUUUAUUUUUUUGACCACUGUCUUUGUAACAUCAUAAAUGAAGAAAACCUAGACUCCUCACUGUACUGGAGACACUGACAGCGCUUCUAGUGAGAAGUGGGUGUACUUUCUUCCAAUACAUACUGUGGAUUUGUUAAAUGUGCAUGGAACUUUUAACAUUUACGAGCCCAUUUCUCACCAGUGGUGCUUUUGGUGUCACAGGUUGCCCAAUUUCAUUACUACUACACUACUAGAAAUUUGAUUUUUUGUAACAUAUAGAU